Messenger RNA from Epinephelus lanceolatus (giant grouper), 2037 nucleotides. RefSeq names its product ureidopropionase, beta (gene upb1). Gene Ontology annotation, molecular function: beta-ureidopropionase activity. NCBI's taxonomy places the organism in Eukaryota, Metazoa, Chordata, Actinopteri, Perciformes, Serranidae. The record is from RefSeq and is a predicted model, not a curated record.
GUCUCCGUUUAUCAAAAUCACUGUGUACGUGUAAACGGCCUCUCAGUUAAUUGUCUGUUGUAAUGUGCACACUCAGGUAUCUGACAGUCGACUUGAUGGGAGUACCGUAUGCUGCCGCAAGAUGGCAGUCAUGUAUGGCUGAUAGUUCACUUUUGGUCAAAUUCAGUUUCAGACCAGAUGCUCUAGAAAAGAGAUCAAUGGUCUCGAUGGCCUUUGGAACCUGCUCCACAUUUUUUAAUAAUAAAGUUGUGUCAUCUGCCAGCUGAUUUACAACUAUAUCGCUCCUACAGACACUUUUUUAACAAGAACUGAAAGCAUCUCUGCUGCAAUAAGAAAAGUGAUGGUGAGAUUGGACAGCCUUGUUUUAUACCUCUGUUGAUUGAGACACGAGGAGAGGUGCCACCUGGUGAGGAAACUGAGCUGUUGGUGUCGUGAUAUAAACAUUUUAUUGUCUUCUUGAAGCAGCAAGGCUCUAAUGCUUUGAAAUGCUUUUUUGGAGCUUCUAUCAGCAGGGUUGUGCACAGGUGUGUUGCAUACUGCCAGUGAUUGGCCUGAGACUGGUUACUGGUUACUGGUUACUUUACCUGCCAGCCCACUGUUGCCUCAUGUAUGCUCUGAUGGAGAUCUACUGGACUGAAAGCUCAACAAUAAAGUGAAACACUGCAGAGAUCAGCUGGGUAGACACGGUGGGUUCCUCCUCCCCAAAUCCUGAAUUUGCGUCAGAUUUGGUGAAAACACUGAGGAUUAUAUAACGAGUGAAUGGGUGUAGCAGAUAAAACGCCCACCAGGCCCUGAGCUGUGCUGCCGCUGCUGUGAAGCUGCAUACCCACAGAAACCGCAGAGAUGUCCACUUGUGAGUUUGAAUCCCUGGAGAAGUCUCUGGAGUCUCACCUGCCAGAGGCCGAGCUGUCAGAGGUGAAACGCAUCUUAUUCGGGAAGGACACAAGGAAGUUGGACCUCCCUGCGUGUGCUGUGGACGCUGCCUCCGAGCAUGACUUUGAGUUGAAGGGUUACAGGUUUGAAGCUGCACAGGAACAACUGAGGCCACCCAGAAGGAUCCGCGUGGGACUCAUUCAGCACCACAUAGUUCUUCCCACUGAUGCCCCCAUCCUGGACCAGAUCAAUGCCAUGCAUAGCCGGAUUGGUGAAAUAGUUGAAGUGGCAGCCAUGUGUGGUGUAAACAUUGUCUGCUUUCAGGAGACCUGGACCAUGCCCUUUGCUUUCUGCACCCGCGAGAAAGAACCAUGGACAGAGUUUGCGGAGUCUGCUGAGGCAGGAAACACCACGCGCUUCUGCCAAGAGCUGGCCAAAAAAUACAACAUGGUAGUUGUUUCUCCAAUUCUGGAGCGAGAGGAGCUGCACAGCACUCUGUGGAACACAGCAGUGGUGAUCUCCAACUCUGGAAAUGUGCUGGGAAAGAGCAGGAAGAACCAUAUUCCCAGGAUUGGGGACUUUAAUGAGUCUACAUAUUAUAUGGAGGGCAACACUGGCCACACAGUGUUUCAGACACAGUUUGGGAACAUAGCUGUGAAUAUCUGCUACGGGCGCCAUCACCCCCUUAACUGGUUCAUGUACAGCAUGAAUGGAGCUGAGAUUAUCUUCAACCCCUCAGCUACUGUGGGAGCUCUCAGUGAGCCCAUGUGGUCUAUAGAGGCCAGGAAUGCAGCAAUAGCAAACCACUGUUUCACUUGCGCAAUCAACCGUGUUGGGACGGAACAUUUCAAAAGUGAGUUCACAUCUGGUGAUGGAAAAAAAGCUCACCAUGACUUUGGACAUUUCUAUGGAUCCAGUUAUGUGGCUGCUCCUGAUGGCAGCCGCACCCCGGGGCUCUCCAGGACCCGUGACGGACUGCUGGUGGUGGAAAUGGAUCUCAACCUGAACAGACAAAUCAGUGACAAAUGGAGUUUUAAGAUGACUGGGAGAUAUCCUGAGUAUGCAGAGGAACUUACCAAGGCUGUCAGACAUGACUUCAAACCCAAUACAGUGAAGGAGUAGAUAAUAUUCCACUAUAGUUGAUUAAAGUAUGUAGCAAACAAA